UCCAAACAGACAAAUGAAGUGAAUGUGAAGCCUGAGAGCCAGCAUAAGGCACCUAAAAUCUGUAAAGGCAGUAGCGGAGUUACUGGUGAUCAGGGUCACAAGGUACUGGAACCUUUCUCAGAUGACUCCCGGAAAAAGGCAGACCACACCUUGAACUGGUUGCCAGUCAGUUACAGGGCACAUCCAGACACGGACAACCAAUUCACGAUUACAUUCGCACUGUCACUGAGUGGCAACGGAGCCGAAGUCAGACGAAUGUACCACUACACCAUCAGUGACCUGCUGUAAUCCCCAAAAAACUAAAUCUGUUCACACCAACCAAGUGUUUUUGCUUUGCUAGUAUUUUGUGUCAGCUAGAUGCAAGGAAGAGGCUUCCACAGUAUGUGAGGCUUCCUGUUUGCGACAUACUUUUCCUGUUGUGGUUCUUAUCCGCGGGAGCGCCUGACAACUCAAAAUCAAUUAGGAUGUCUGAAUUCGAAAUAUCCAUGCAAUGUCUCCAUUUCACGAUGACACACUCACACAUGUGAGAUAUUUAUAUUUAGGGCAUUUGUUUGUUGUCUUUGCAUGACAGAGUAAUAAAAUAUGUAUUUACUAGCACACAUAAUUCACAAGGAUUCAAAUAUCCCGUUUUCUUUACAGAAUGGCUUUGUAAACAUAAACAAUAAUGAGGUUAAUAACGGUUUUAUCUCCAUGUAUGUUUCUGUCUUUUCUCACUCAGUCUUACAGAACACGAGGACUAUCUACUCCAAUGUGGGGAAUUUUACACUACUACACGGUCAUUCAACCUUGCCCUCUAGUGGGGUUCUGUGGCUACAACACCCAUCCUGGUCAAAAGAGAACUCAUACAACACCCUGCAUAAUCUCAGGAGAUGCAGCAUCCCAUUGAAGUGAGUUUGACCUGUUGAAGAACUGUAAUCCCAGCACCAGGUAAAUAAUCGGUAGUGUGCGCUGGAUUAUAUUAAGCUACUGGCAAUUGGAACAUGGAGAUACAUGGGAUACACUCAUAUAAGCGAUGAUUAAAUGCUUGAAGUCCUGCUCAAGAAGCUGGAAAUUGAGUCACACGGGAGAGGACACUUCCCAGUAGAGCCAAGAAAAACAAAAGAGGGAUGGAAGCAUUUGCAAAUACAAGCACACAACCCACAGCCACACCAGCUCCAAAUGACACAAGGAAGACCACCUCUCACAGGUGGGAGUUCCUGGUGGCCGUCUUGGCCACUGCCAUCUCCAUCUCCAUUCUCAUGGCCCUCUUGGCUAAGUGUCAAGUGCUUCGGCGCUACCUGGCCAGCUACCGGCACACUCGUUUGAGGGAGACAGACACAGUAGGCCAGUGUCUGGAGGUGGGGUUUGACAUGCAUGGGGAAUGUGAAAUGAACCCUCACCAUCUUGUGAGUGCUGAAGAUGAUGAUGGCUUCAUUGAGGACAACUAUAUCCCGACGAGUGAAAGAGAGAGAGCUGAAAGAGCAGCAGAGAACAUGGAGGACACAGAGGAUGAGAUGGAUGAAAUUGAAUUCACCAUUACUUAGAUGAGAGUGAUGUUAGGCCUCUUUUGAACACCUGAACCCUCAGGCGAACCCUCAUGUCCACUCCUGCUUUUUUAUUUUUUUUACUCUGUGUUGCACAUUUUAAUGACCAGCUGGGCAUUUAAUGAUUGAAGCAUUCAAAAAUUAUCAAGCACUUUAUUGAUCUUUCAUUCUAAGGACAUAAUAAUAAUACAAAGUGUCAUUCAGGUGUGCAUACUUAUGAAAUUGUUUUUGGAUAUUAAAUACAAACCAAGAGGAACAUGCCCCAUUUAUUUUAGGUUUUCAUAGAAGGAAGAUUCUACUAACAUAAAAUCAAAGUCAUAAACUUUGAAUAAAAUUGUAAUAACGAGUUGGAAACAAUCCAUUUCUUUGCAUCAUUUCACAGUUGCUUGAUUGAUUUUGGAGCCCAGGCUGUGUACAAGAGUACCUCUUUUUGCUUGACUAAAAAUUACUAUAAAUAAUAAAUGUGUCUAUUGUAUUAAUUUACGUAUGUGUAACAAACGUCCAUCAGUAUAAAAAAGAGCCUAUGCAUAAAAGCAG
Messenger RNA from Phycodurus eques (leafy seadragon), 2060 nucleotides. RefSeq names its product chromosome 8 C1orf210 homolog (gene c8h1orf210). The transcript is spliced from 4 exons. Lineage: Eukaryota; Metazoa; Chordata; Actinopteri; Syngnathiformes; Syngnathidae. The record is from RefSeq and is a predicted model, not a curated record. The coding region runs from base 1107 to 1523 and encodes 138 amino acids.